Messenger RNA from Amborella trichopoda, 4720 nucleotides. RefSeq names its product ubiquitin-conjugating enzyme 23 (gene UBC23). NCBI's taxonomy places the organism in Eukaryota, Viridiplantae, Streptophyta, Magnoliopsida, Amborellales, Amborellaceae. Gene Ontology annotation, molecular function: ubiquitin conjugating enzyme activity. The record is from RefSeq and is a predicted model, not a curated record.
CUGGUAAAGGAAAAAUACUGGGUUGAUGACCCUCUUUCAGACGCCUUCUUCCUCACCUACGCUACGCUAUGCUGCGAUUCAGUUCUCCAUUACUCAUUCUUAUUAUUAAUAAUAAAUAGAGCAAGGGGAGAGAAGAGUGGAAGCAGAGCACGCUUCCGAAUAUAGGUGAUUGUAAAACGUAAAAAAAAAAAUUACAAAUAAAUUUGUCUCCUGGUUUUGGAGGUGCGAUUGAAAACAAAGCAGCUGCUGCCGCCUCCGCUUAUCUCCGAAUUGAGCUCGUUCGUGGAUCGGGAGCGACAGGCUUUUCUUUUUAUCAGGAAAUUUCUAGUCAUUUACUCCCUAUGGGUGCCAUUGAGCAUCAUAUUAACGAUUCCAGCUUUCCCCAUUCUACUGGGUCUUCUGAAACGGAUGCUAAUGUGGCCCGGAUGGGAUCUUUGCAUAAUGAGAGUUUGUUAAGCCAUGACUUUGUUUCAGCUCCUGCAUCAGCUGGAAAUUCUGAAAAUGGAGAAACUGGGAAUUCGGUGGGGUUUCUUGGAAAUAAAUCUCGUGACUUGUAUGUUUAUAGGCAGGACGUUGUAAAAUCUGAUAGAUAUAAAGGUCUGGUUGGGAUGGUGACUAAAGUUGCUGGUGACUCUGACUCCGACAGCAGCAUCAGUGACGAUGAUGAUGAUGCUGAUGAUGAUGAUGAUGAUGAUGAAGAAGGCAGCUGUAGCUCUCUAACAGAUGGUCAAGUCAGGGUUGUUUGGGUUAAUCAUUCUGAGACAAAAGACAAUAUUGAUGACAUUGUUGUUGUCGAUAGAGGCUUCUUGCAUGGAGACAUUGUUGCCUCCAUUUCUGAUCCCAUGGGGCAAACAGGCACCGUGGUGGACGUUGAUAUCAAAGUUGAUUUAUGUGCUUCUUCAGGGGAGAUUGUGAAAAAUGUUUCAACUAGAGAUCUGCUACGUGUUAGGGAAUUUGCAGUAGAUGACUAUGUACUUCAUGGGCCUUGGCUUGGUAGAAUAGAUGAAGUUGUAGACAACGUAACUGUAAUGUUUGAUGAUGGAUCAAUCUGCAAAGUCAUGAGGGCCGACCCUUUACGGCUCAUGCCUAUCUCUAAGAAUCUUCUAGAGGAUGGACAUUUCCCAUAUUACCCAGGACAGCGUGUCAGGGCUUGCUCUUCGUCGGUUUUCAAAAACUCUAGGUGGUUUUCUGGGUUUUGGAAGGCUACUCGUCUGGAAGGUACAGUAACUAAAGUACAGGUUGCAUCGGUGUUUGUCAAUUGGAUUGCUGCUGCCAAUGCUGGUGGAUAUGGCUCAGAUAUCCCCCCAGAAGAGCAGGAUCCAAAGGAUUUGAAGCUGUUGACAUGUUUUUCCCAUGCCAACUGGCAGUUGGGUGAUUGGUGUCUUCUUCGGACACCUGCACCAGCAGUUGAUGCUGAUGCCUCGACUGAGGAUCCUGUCUCAUGUUGUGGGGAUCCAAAUGAGUGUUUGGUUAAACCAUUUGAAGAUGUUGAUUCUGCCUCCUGUGACACAAAACUUCAAGAAUGCAUCGGAUCGUCUUCUGAAGACCAGCAUGCAUCAAAUGGACUGGGUCUUGAGGAAGCGAUGCUAAAAAACACAAAUGGAGUUGCAUUCAAUUGUGUGGAUUUGGGAGAAACGCCACUACAUUCAGAGGAAAAUGGUCAUUCACAAAUGGAUCCCUCUGAUGCAGUGUUGUUGGAGAGAAAAUCUACUUUGGAUGUAAAUAGUACGAGCAUUAGAGAUUCAAAUGGUUUUCCUGAAUCCAGUAUUUGCAACAGUUCUUUACAUAUCUCCAAAGAGCCUGUGCAUGAGGGAUCACAUAGUCAACGCAAGAGGCUUCGUAAGCGUAUUGCUAAACGGGAUCGGAGGACGCGAAGAAGAGAUGAGACUUUUGAAAGAUCUCUAUUGAUUGUUAAAACAGUGACAAGGGUUGAUGUGGCUUGGCAGGAUGGGGCAAGAGAGUUUGGCAUAGAUUCAAGAAAUUUGAUUCCAAUUGAUAAUCCUGGUGACCAUGAGUUCUUUGCUGAACAAUAUGUGGUGGAAAAGGCAACUGAUGAAGAUGAGGGGUUCUGUGAAUCUAGGCGGGUGGGGGUUGUAAAAAGUGUGAAUGCCACGGAGCGGACGGCUUGUGUUAGGUGGUUAAAGCCUGUCACCCGACCAGAAGAUCCUCGGGAGUUUGACAAUGAGGAAGUUGUAAGUGUGUAUGAACUUAGCCAACAUCCUGAUUAUGACUACUGCUUUGGAGAUAUUGUGAUUCGGUUGUCCCCAGUCUCUGUAACCCCUGAAAUGGCGCCUUCUGGGAAUACCAUUGAAAAGGAGAUGAUCUCUGCAGAUGAUGCAACUUUACCUGAGAGUGAUGAGAGAAUUGGGUAUAACUUGGAGGAGACAAAUGACGAGGUGAAAACCAACAAAGACAAGAAUUACAAGUUUGAUGAAUCUGACCUUUCUUGGAUCGGCAAUAUAACUGGUCUCAAGGAUGGAGAUAUCGAAGUGACUUGGGCUGACGGGAUGGUUUCAAAGGUUGGUCCUCAAGCAGUGUUUGUUGUAGGUCGAGAUGAAGACGAGGGUUCAAUCCAAGCUGACCUUGAAGAUGGUGAUGAUGAUGCUGCUAGCUGGGAAACAGUCGACUCAGAUGAGAUGAGUGUUGAAAAUGCCGAUGAGGAAACUCAGGUGGGUGACAUGCCAAAGGGACACUCUGACGAUGAUAGUGGGACUGUAAGAAGAGAUACGCUUCACCAAGAACAGAAUGUUUCAGAACAAAAUGGUGGCCUAUCAAUUCCUCUUGCUGCGCUGGGGUUUGUUACAAGACUUGCUAGUGGCAUUCUCUUCAGGGGAAGAAAACAUGUUGAAACAUUUGGAUCAAACAGUUCUGAGGGUAUGGCAAAGCCUGGGUUGCGGGAUAUUCUUGACGGAUCUAGCAAUGAUGAUGUGAUCACCUCUGAAGAAUCUAAUAAUGCAAUCGCUAACCACGGUGCUUCCACCAUGCCACCAAAUUCAGCUAAUACUAUCUUGGAAGCCGCUGCAAACUCCUUAGGCAGUCCGUAUUUUGAAGAAGCUAGUUCUAUGGGUGAUCCUGGCAGAUUUAAACACUUCGAUAGUGUUAAAGAUUCUGUGGAUCAUUACUUCAUUGGAGAAACUGGAUGGAAUAACAAUGACAGGAAAUGGGUGAAGAAGAUUCAACAGGACUGGAACAUACUCCAGAAGAAUUUGCCUGCAGAUGCGAUAUAUGUUAGAGUUUACGAGGAUCGCAUGGAUCUAUUGAGGGCGGUGAUUGUUGGAGCCCAUGGAACACCUUAUCAAGAUGGCCUUUUCUUCUUUGAUUUCCACCUUCCCCCGGAUUAUCCCCAAGUUCCACCCUCGGCAUACUACUAUUCUAGUGGCUUACGCUUGAAUCCCAAUUUAUAUGAGAAUGGGAAAGUCUGCCUUAGCCUAUUAAACACAUGGACUGGCAAAGGAAACGAAGUUUGGGAUCCAUCAUCUUCUAGCAUCCUCCAAGUUCUUGUUUCACUCCAAGGUCUAGUCCUCAACUCCAAGCCUUACUUCAAUGAAGCUGGGUAUGAUAAGCAGGUUGGCACAGCUGAAGGUGAGAAGAACUCAGUUUCCUACAAUGAGAAUACCUUCCUCCUGAAUUGCAAGAUGAUGUUGUACCUUCUACGGAGGCGUCCCAAGCAUUUUGAGGAAUUCAUUAAAGAUCACUUUUGGACGCACGGUCAUUUCAUACUUGGAGCGUGUGAUGCACAUCUGAAGGGUGCCAUAGUAGGGUCCCUCACAGAGGAUGGCAUUGUUUGUGAGCAGAGUGGGGAGAACGGAAGCUCAGUCGGUUUCAAGUUAAUGCUGGGCAAGAUUGUGCCCAGGCUGAUCUCUGCUUUCAGCGAAGUUGGGGUAGACUGUUCCCACUUCUCUCACCUCGUAUCAUAGUAAUUUUCUCAUAGACUCAAUUGUGAAGCUGAUUGAGAGCUAUCUUGUGCUGGGUUUUCCCUUGCCAUGGAAUUUUCCAAGUUCUUUGGUUGGACUGUUGUUGCGAAGUCGGCUGUCAUGUAAUUCCCAUUCUUUAUUUCUGAGUGCAGAGAGAAUAGUUGGAGCAGAAGAGCUCUUUUGUUGUUGAUGGAGAAUGUGAAGUUCGUCAUGAAUAAAUAAAUGCUCGUUGUAAAAUGCUUAAUUCUUUUUAGUGUAUGCAGAUGUUGCAUGCAAGAGUGCUGGUGAUAAAUGUUCAUUACUCUUGAUGGAUUCUGGAUGAUUGAUUGGGAGUGGACUUUUGCUUCGAUAGCAAGCAAUGGGGAGCUUUUAGCAGCCCUUCCAUAAUUGAAGCCUACCUUGGCCUGUUUUUUGGUGCACCAUCAUUUGGGCAUGGGACGCGCUCAAAUCCUUUUGGUGAGGAAAUGAUAUUUGAAUUGCUUGGAUGAAGAUCCUCUUUUGAGAGUGGUGUUAUUUUGGGGUUUCCAUCUUGGCAAUUGUAAUGAAAUUUAUUAUGUAGAUGACUUCAUUUGCUGUGUUUUUUUUUUCUGGGAAUAUGAUAUGGACCAAUACUAAACAUUCAGGUUGCAUUUUGGAAAUAGCAAAGAGUGCAUAAUGUUAUCGGGCCUAGCAAUGCACCAGGCUAAUGUAGGCCCGAGUCUGUCCUAGGACCCAGAAGCCGAGAAAAAUGUACAAUUUGGAAGAGAAAAUUUGAGAAUUAUUUAUUGGAUGGGGUUUGUAUAAGGUUGCCUCCUUAUACUGUAGAA